AUAAGAAUUUGUCAUGUAUGGCCCUUAUGGAGGAUAUAUCCGACCUCCCAGUGGGGCGAUGCAUACCCCUACUUCGAAUCAGAAAAGCAACAGAAUUGUUCUGGUGAAGAAUCUUGACGAUAUAUAUCCUGUAGUUCACUCAGGAAUGACACUACGCGAAUUAAAGGCGGCUACCGCCUUGCGCUUAACUAGAUCCAUUGUAUAUCUCUACACUACCAAGCCUAUUAAACUCUUCCCCCAGAGGGUUUCUUUUAAUGAAGUUUCAUUAUCUCCACAAUACAGCGAUGAUUAUUAUAAAGCUGAACCAUAUUAUCGACAGUACUCUCCAUACUAUAGCAAUUAUCCAAAUUACUUACCCCAACAUCACGGUCUAACCAGAGGCCCUCCUUUCUAUCCUUAUUGAAUCAGUCGAACUGCUGCUGUAGAAUAGUUUAAAGGGAGCAUUCCUAAGUAUAACUUU
Molecule: messenger RNA, 460 nt
Organism: Blastocystis hominis
Lineage: Eukaryota; Bigyra; Opalinata; Blastocystidae
Exons: 2
Coding region: 14-403 (129 amino acids)
Source: RefSeq, a predicted model, not a curated record